CCAAAUCUUUGUUUUGGUCAUACCUGUUAUCGACAAGCGGAGCUACGGGUUAGCAACGAGAGCUGAUGUUUGCUACGAAUAUAUAAACACAGCUAGCUAGCUAAAUCGCCACGCAUUACUCACUUAUAAGGAUAAUUGAUCGGCACAUCAACAAAUAAGUAAAGUAUGGAUUCCGUCAACGCUUUCAACUUGGAGUUAUUCGCCAUGAUUGACAUGAAGCCUCCAAUAUCACGAGCAAAGAUGAUGUCAGUCACUAAAUCAGCAAUAAAGGCUAUCAAGCUAUACAAGCAUGUCGUCCAGAUUGUGGAGAAGUUCAUCAAGAAGUGCAAGCCAGAGCUGAAGGUUCCUGGCCUAUACGUGGUGGAUUCUAUAGUCCGACAGUCACGACACCAGUUUGGAGUGGACAAGGACGUCUAUGGACCAAGGUUCCAGAAGAACUUCACCCCGACAUUCCAGAACCUCUACCUCUGUCCACACGAUGACAAGAGUAAGAUUAUCCGUGUUCUCAACCUGUGGCAGAAGAAUGCUGUGUUUGAGAUGGACGUUGUCCAGCCCCUGUUGGACAUGGCUGCUGGCUCUUUCGUCCUUGCUCCCUCCCCCCAGGAUGACCUCCAGGCCCAGCCCCCAGUCUCCAGUGCCUCUAUUGCAGCAGCCCAGCACCAGGCCCAGCCCACCGUCUCCAUAGCAGCAGCCCAGCACCAGGCCCAGCCCACCGUCUCCAUAGCAGCAGCCCAGCCCCCAGUCUCCAGUGCCUUCGUUGCAGCAGCCCAGGCCCAGCCCACAGUCUCCAGUGCCUCUAUUGCAGCAGUCCAGCCCCCUGUCUCCAUAGCAGCAGCACUGCCCCAGCUCCCUGUCUCCAUAGCAGCAGCAGCCCAGCCCCCUGUCUCCAUAGCAGCAGCCCUGCCCCAGCUCCCACCACAGCUUCGGAACCCUGAGGCUCUGGCGGCUGUGGCCCAGCUCUUCCAGUCCGGACAGGGACACGAGCUUCAGAAGAUGCUUCUGAGGUUCCAGCCAGGGCAGCAGACCACCACUCUGGUUCCCAACACCGUGGUGGACGAGACUCAAACUCCGGUUCCCAACACCAUGUCUGACCAGACCCACUCGCAGAGGGUCCAAGGCCAGCAUAACACACACCGUCCACUGUUCAACACACACCACACACAUCCUGCAGAGCAGAAUAACUCACUAGCUAAGAAACUCCUGGAUCGUUUUGAUUACGACGACGAACCAGAAGAAGUGAAGAAAGAGGAAUCUGAUUCCCUUGUUCCGGGAAACGUUUACGGUGGGCAGUUUCCUGGUCAAACGCCGCCCAACAUGGAGCAGCAAUUUCAGGGUCAUAUGAUGGGCCAGCCUGGGAGGCAGCAGACACCUGGUGGAGGAUACCCUGGUCUGAACAAGGGCUACAACCCAAGCCAGCACACUGCCCAGCAGAACCAGGACCAGGGAAACCCCAGAGAGAGAGAAGAUCCGUCUGGGAGGAGGGAUGGGAGGGAGGGGAGGCAGCGCGGCCACGGCAGGAGGUCACGCUCCAGGUCUGGCUCUCGAUCUCCCAGGAGAAAGAGAUCCAGAUCCAACUCUCGCUCCCGCAAGCCCCGACAUUCCUCCCAGCGAUCCGGGUCCCGCUCCAGGGAGAGUCGCUGGAACUCGCCUCGUUCCCGCUCGCAGGAGAGAAAGGAGAGAGAGAAGGACAAAGACCGUAGACAGAAAGGUCUGCCCAGCAUCAAGAGCCAGACACUCAGUGUUUGCACCACGACUCUGUGGGUGGGCCAGCUGGACAAGAAGACUUCUCGGCAGGACGUCAUGUGUUUACUAGAGGAGUUUGGGCAGAUUGACUCCAUUAAUAUGAUCCCUCCUCGUGGAUGUGCCUACAUAGUGAUGGUUCACAGGCAGGAUGCCUACAGAGCUCUACACAAACUCGGAAGAGGAUCCUUCAAGGUCAACCAGAAGGCUAUCAAGAUUGCGUGGGCCUUGAACAAGGGUAUAAAGGCGCCCCAUAAGAAGUUCUGGGAUGUGGAGCGAGGCGUCACCUACAUCCCCUGGAACAAGGUGAAGAUGGAGGAGCUGGAGGGCUACAGGGAGGGAGGCAUGCUGGACGCAGACACACUCUGUCCAGAGUGGGGAGAUGACGUGAAGGAGCUGACUAAACCAGGAGGACUGAACAACGGAGGAGGAGCGGAUGCCAUGGAAACCGAGGGAGCUGCCACCGCCCACGUACAGGUGCCUCCAGUCCAGCCAAUGGAGUCAAUGGGUGGUCCCUCUGGAUUCCCUGGCCCUCCCCCCUCCCUCACCCCCGGUGGACCCCCUCUCUUCCUGCCCGCGAGCUUCAACCCCACACAGUCUCCAGGUUUCCCUCAUCCAGUAGUGGGUGGACCAGGGAGCACCAAAGAUGACUCUGGAUCUAAAGACAAGUCUGGAGGGAGUGUUGACCCCUCAGACACUCUAGACAUCCAGCUGGGAGCUCCAGGCCCAGGCGGACCAGGGGCCUUGAUGAGUCCUCCAGGCCCAGCAGUGUUACUGGGUCCCAGGCCGGCCAUGCUGCCCAUGCAGCCUCGUCCGGGACUACCACCCCCUCACCUCCAGCCCCACUUCCCCCCUCACCUCCCUCCCCCCAACAUGCCCCCUAUGAUGAUGGGCCCCAGGGGCCCCAACCCUAUGUUUCCCCCCAGGGGGCCCUCCAGGUGGGUUCAGGAUGCCCAUGGGCCACCAGUCCAUGGAGGACUUUCCUCACGGACCCCCCAGACAUCCCUUCCAGCCUGGACCCCCCAGACAUCCCUUCCAGCCCGGACCCCCCGGGGAAGAAGAAGGCAACUGGGAGGGCGGGAGACACUUCAGGGGCGAGAGGCCAGGGUUUGGGGGACGUGACAGGGACGGGGGGAGGUUUGGGGAGCGGGGGAGAGGGUUUCCUAGAGGAGGAGGAGGGAGAAAUGGUUGGCCCAUAGAUGGGCCUGAGGGGAGGGACCGCUUCAUGAACCGACGGGAUAGAUUUGAAUGGUGAUGAGGCAGGGCCAGGAGGGUUCAUCCGUAGAGACUGGGGGGGUAGUCAUCCAGGGUCCUGUUCAGUAGGGAGAAAACGUUUUGGAACAGAGUGAAACGGGAAUGAACUACCUGAACUUGUCCAGUAAAAACCCAGAGUUUUUGUUUCGUUUUGCUGAACAUAACCCAGACCAGGAGAACGACUUGGAGACUGGGCACACGGAGUCAGACGCAGACAUUGUGAUGUACAGCCUGUCCCUGACGAGUAUCACCACCGUUCCAAAGACAUUAAGACUAACACAGAGAAAUUCUGGGACAGUUUCCCAAAUCAUAGAAUAAGCCCCUUCCAUUUAAUAAAAAGCAUGUUUCAAUGGAGGAUCUCUGUUAGAAUGACUUCUUAGUUCAGGACUAGAUUUCAUCUGUGUCUGGGAAACCUACCCUAUCAGAAUAUCACAGUUUAAACCAGUGGAAGUCUAAUUUUGAAGUCUGUUCAUGUGAAGAAUGUUUGUCCUGCCUUUUUGAGCUGGUAUGUUCUGACAGAAAACCACAUAGAGAAGAAUACUGAUUUGUAUAUAUUGUAUUUGUGCUGAUGGCCAAUAUUCAGUUUUUUUGUGUAUAUUUUGAGUGAAUGUUUUUGUUUCUUCUCCAGUAAGUCUGUCAUUAGGGCAGUGAGGAGAAACAGACAGUUGACCUGAAAACACCAGUAUCCUUGUGUUGAGGGGGGUUCAAAACAUGAAAAUCUUUUGCUUCAGAAUUUAUCAUUAUAGCAGUUCGUUUUUAGUAAACUAUUUUUGUACAAAUUUAA
Messenger RNA from Oncorhynchus masou masou (cherry salmon), 3778 nucleotides. Its product is annotated as SR-related and CTD-associated factor 4-like. The record is from RefSeq and is a predicted model, not a curated record. The transcript is spliced from 14 exons. Gene Ontology annotation, molecular function: RNA binding; RNA polymerase II C-terminal domain phosphoserine binding. Bases 166 to 2862 code for a protein of 898 amino acids. Lineage: Eukaryota; Metazoa; Chordata; Actinopteri; Salmoniformes; Salmonidae. Gene Ontology annotation, cellular component: nucleus. Gene Ontology annotation, biological process: negative regulation of termination of RNA polymerase II transcription, poly(A)-coupled.